AUGGUUAUCGGUAUCUACGUUGGUGUUGCUACUGUCUUUGGUUAUGUUUGGUGGUUUGUCUACAACCCCGAUGGGCCCGGCAUCUCUUUCUGGCAAUUGUCCCACUACCACAAGUGUGCCUCUCAGUUCCCCGAGAUUGGAUGCGAGAUGUUCAGCAACGACAUGGGCAAGUCUGCCUCCACCGUGUCUCUUUCCAUCCUCGUGGUGAUUGAGAUGCUCAAUGCCAUGAACGCGCUUUCCUCUAGCGAGUCCCUCCUGACGUUCUUCCUGGGCAACAACCCGAUGCUUAUCUACGCCAUCGCUCUGUCCAUGCUCCUUCACUUUGCCAUCCUCUACAUUCCUUUCCUCCAGAAUCUGUUCUCGAUUCUGCCUAUGGACUGGAAUGAAUGGCAGGCAGUGUUGGUGAUCAGUGCACCUGUGAUCUUGAUCGAUGAGGUGCUCAAGUUCGCCGAGCGUCGUCUCUACAACACGAAGGCCGUCAAUCCGGUCGCUCAGAACGGCGCCGCUGGUAAACCCAAGCGGGCAUAA
Penicillium verrucosum is the source of this 528-nucleotide messenger RNA. RefSeq lists its product as uncharacterized. The record is from RefSeq and is a predicted model, not a curated record. Gene Ontology annotation, molecular function: P-type calcium transporter activity. The transcript is spliced from 3 exons. The coding region runs from base 1 to 528 and encodes 175 amino acids. NCBI's taxonomy places the organism in Eukaryota, Fungi, Ascomycota, Eurotiomycetes, Eurotiales, Aspergillaceae. Gene Ontology annotation, biological process: calcium ion transmembrane transport; intracellular calcium ion homeostasis.